GUUCAAAAGUCGUUGGUUUUUAAAACCUCGAGUCUCCGCUCAAGGAAAGGUGUAAACAGUGAACUCGAGGGUGGAUCUGGGGUUGGGGUUCUCACUUCUACCUUCAUUGAUAUUCACAAAGUCGAUCAGACUCGACACCAUCAGGCGCAUCACGGAUUCACAAUGUCGGCAGCAGAGCCACCCUUGGAUGAGCUCCAAUGGCGGGCCCCGGAGUGGAUAGCGCAAUGGGGUCUCCGGACAGAUAAUGUUCUCGAAUACUUUGCGCAGUCCCCGUUCUACGACCGCUCAAGCAACAACCAAGUGCUAAAGAUGCAGUCGCAGUUCAGUUCUCCGAUGAUGCAACCGCAGGACGUGCACAAGCUGCUCGAGUCCAUGCGCGGCAUCGAAUUCGCCAUCGCGAUCCCAAACCCGGGCACCGCGCUCUGGGUCAUUCGCAAGCAGAACCGCAUCUCGCAGACCGAGGCGAUCCCGCUCGCGACUUACUUUGUGAUUGAGGAGAACAUAUACAUGGCGCCGACAGUGUACUCUGUCGUCUCGAGCAGGAUCAUGGCCUGCUCGAAGGAGCUGACAGAGGCGCUCGCUAUCGCGGCAGACAAGCUGCCUAAUUUCUCCCCGACAACAGGAUACUCCUACUCCGCGACCACGCUCGAGGACGACGAGUCCGCAAAGCUGAGGCUGCAGGAUCAGAUGAUGGCUCGCGCACUGACGACAGCGUUCCAGUUCGAAAGCGGGGGCGAGAGCGUGUAUCUGGAUGCUCCGCAGAAACUGAAGGAGCCUGUAAUGAUUGCGUCGCAGAGCUCGGGGAAGGGCAGGGGAAGUAGUGUUUCUGCUGGCGAGAAGUCUACGCCUGCUCCUCCGCCGCUCAAAAGAAGGAAGACAAAGAAAUCAGAAGCUCGGUAGGGGUAGUUGGAGUUUUUCUUAUGUAAUUUUUUUGGAGUUUAUGGUC
This is a messenger RNA of Myxozyma melibiosi, 946 nucleotides long. Its product is annotated as putative MED6 mediator subfamily complex component. NCBI's taxonomy places the organism in Eukaryota, Fungi, Ascomycota, Lipomycetes, Lipomycetales, Lipomycetaceae. The transcript has 2 exons. Gene Ontology annotation, molecular function: transcription coactivator activity. Gene Ontology annotation, cellular component: core mediator complex; mediator complex. Gene Ontology annotation, biological process: regulation of transcription by RNA polymerase II. Bases 163 to 900 code for a protein of 245 amino acids. The record is from RefSeq and is a predicted model, not a curated record.